AUGGAGGCCGAGGCCGCUCGCGGAGCCGCAGUGGUGGCUGUUUACAUAAAGGAGUCCUGGUGGCCCACCGAAGACGUCCUACGAACCUCUGAUCCUGCUAGAGAAGGUCUGAUGAAGGUUCAGUCAUUUGGGGAAAGGAUUGUGCUUUUCAUUCUAAACGUCGUUAUUUUUGGAAGAUUGGAGAGAAAUUUGGAUGACGGUGACAUGUUUUUUUUACCUCACUCUGUGAAGGAGCAAGCAAAGAUUCUGUGGCGGGAUGGAUCAGCUGUUGGAUUUUACACAACCAAAAGGAAAGGCAGCCUGUGUGGUGAUGGCACAGGUGUGUGCUACCUGCUGCCUGUCUUCGACACCGUGUUUGUCAGGAGGACGUACCGUCGCCAAGGCCUGGGCAUGGCCAUGCUGCAGGACUUCUGUGAGACAUUCCGAGAGGACGAGGCUCUGGGCGUCAGUUGGCCAAUUUCUCCUGCCAUGUACCAAGUCUGCAGGAAGUUCCUGUUGGCCCAUCCGGAGGAGCGGGGUCGCCUGUGGGAGGUGGAGCCCCCAGGAGCCUGGGGCCAGCGAGGCAGCAUCUGGCUGAAGGUUCAACUGCAGCAGUCAAGACUUCCAGACUGUGAGUCGUAG
This is a messenger RNA of Neomonachus schauinslandi (Hawaiian monk seal), 621 nucleotides long. RefSeq names its product protein FAM169B. The coding region runs from base 1 to 621 and encodes 206 amino acids. NCBI's taxonomy places the organism in Eukaryota, Metazoa, Chordata, Mammalia, Carnivora, Phocidae. The record is from RefSeq and is a predicted model, not a curated record. The transcript is spliced from 5 exons.